Messenger RNA from Guyanagaster necrorhizus, 777 nucleotides. RefSeq lists its product as uncharacterized. Bases 1 to 777 code for a protein of 258 amino acids. The record is from RefSeq and is a predicted model, not a curated record. NCBI's taxonomy places the organism in Eukaryota, Fungi, Basidiomycota, Agaricomycetes, Agaricales, Physalacriaceae. The transcript is spliced from 3 exons.
AUGACCACGCUCCCUUCAUUCGUUGAACUGAUAUCUACACUGGGUGUUGAUUCAGCCUCUAAGGCGCUGGAUCACCCGACAUCUUCGCCUCGUUCUCGUUCUGCCUCGCCACACUUACUGUAUUCGCCCACAAGUUCGCGAGAUCGGAGUGCCCGUCAUACUUCCCAAGCUCGCUACUCACCAUAUUCUCCAACACUUUCUUCUAGACGUGGGAGUGUAUCCUCUUCAUCAACAUCAACAUCUUCAUCUUCUCCUGAUCUUGAGCGGCGUGUCUUGCCCAAGGAUCCCCAGAAUCAUCCAGGCUCACCUCGUAUUCGUAAACGGAAGGACAACAAGCUGACAGUCAAUGUUUUUGGCUCGUCUACAGACCUUUCCGCCACCACACCAAUAUCAAUCUAUGUUCGUCGGAAGACACCCGGUGCCUCCCCUAUAACCUCCAUCUUCCUUCCGGAUUCUCGUGAUACAUCACCACAUCUGCUCACCCUACCUACUCUUCCGUCCCUCUUUCCUUUAUCCCCCAAUUCCGACCACUUCCCUAUAACACCAGACUCGGAUGAAAAGCGUCCUUUGUCUGAUCGCAAUGCCAAUUCGCCCUCUCCUUCUCCUGUUAUUAAGGCCAAGGCAAUCCCCGACUUGCUAGAAGGCCAUGUUUUCGGUCGCUUUCGCUGUCACACUGGUACUCGGAUUUCUACGCCACCUCGCUCCGCCGAUGGCGAAAGACAUCCAAGGCCGUAUACUGUUUACCUCGAGAGCUUCAGUCAGGAGAUAACGUUGUAA